AGAGAAAGAGGGUAGUGUAAUCAUGAGUGUAAUUAUUGCACAGGGGAAAGCAUAGACUUAGGAUUUCGCAACUAAAGAGAUUAAUGCAAUGAAAUGAAUGACAUAAGUGAUAGUCCAUGAAUGACACACUACGACAUUUUAUUAAUGUGUAACUAAAACGAGGUAAUACUGAAAUACAUUUAAUUUGGCUUCCUACAUACACUUUCAAUGAUAUCGACAUGAAAAAAGUAAAUGCCUACAAAAAUGUGAACCGCAACACUACAUUUAAUGAUUUUCGUAACUAUCCAAUAAACACGAUAGCUUCUGAUAGAGUAAUGAAUCAGCGAUGGCUUCAUGAUGAGACUCCACAAGUUAAAGUAAUUGAAUUAAACUCUGAAGAUUCAGAUGAUCAUCCAAGUGAUGAAGAUGACAAAUUCGAUCAUAAAGGGAACAACAUGAACGGAAAUAAUGAGUCGCUUGAUGAUUCUGUAGAGUUCUCUACUAAAUAUAGAAAUAAAGAAACAACACGAUCCGACGACGAUAUAGAUAACGAACUCGAAGAGGUAAUAGCAGAUUUUGUAAAUUCGGGUAUUUACGGAACUGAUGCCUAUCCUUAUAAAUACAAAUCGAAAAAUCAUCAUAGUAAUUUUUUUACUGUGAUAAAUAAGCCGUUUGGCAGCUCUGAUUCUUCCUUGGAUGAUUUAGGAAUUACUGAAUGUACUGACGCAGAGGAUUAUAGAUGGAAUACUUGCAAUACACAUAUUCGUGAUAGAUUAAGUUUAGAUGAAAACAAAAGUAAAAAAAGUACAAUAUGGAUAUAUUCAAUAAAAAACAAACAUUUACUCUCAGAAAAAAAUACGUUGGAACUAGUAAACUUACCAUGUCAUGAGAGUACAAGCUCCACAUCGCAUUCUUCAGAAAAUUAUUGUGAAGAUUCAGACGGUGAUGCUAAGGAAAUUAUUAGAGUUGGAUCACCUGUCCCUGCUACUUACAUUCCUCGAUUAAACUUAUUGUCCCCAAGAUUACCAACUGUUACAGAGGUAACAGAACCCGAUAAAAGUAUAUGUGAAGAAACAUAUAUUAAAAAUCGUAUAGGUAGUCAUAAGCGUAUCAACGGUUGGUUUGAAGGCGAAGUAAACCCUAGAAAUGGUGCCGGUAGUGAUGAAAAAUCAGGCGAUACCAGUGUGUCAAGUCAUAUUUUUCUAUCUCCAAGAGAAAGGCGAAGUAGAUUUAAACAUACUAAUCCAACAAAAUCAGCACCAGGGUUUGAAAGUGCAAAAGCAAGUUUUGACGACGCCAAUAGGGAAAAAACAAAUCAUGUGAAAAUUAAAACAGAAGCUGAGAUCAAUGGAAUAUCUGAUAAUAAAGUAGACGAAAGAAAUUCUUUCAUAUCUGAAGUUAUUGAUAAAAACAAAAUUUUCUUAAGUGGCGUAGAUAUUAAUAAUAAACCAGACUACGAAAAAGAAUUCGCAAAUCGGCGAAGACCGAGAAUAGUCAUACCAACAAAAACCCCUAGAGAAAUUAAAAACAUUAGCAAUCCCAUCGAAAGGCUAGAUAAUAAUAGUUGGAUUUAUGAAGAAAACAAAGAUAUGCAAAUAGAUGAGAGUAAAGAAUUUCAGUUAAUACCAAUUGAAAAUACAGUAAACAGCCAAAAUACUGAAUUGGCGUGUCCAGAGGACAACGCUGGGAACAGACUGUGGGCAAGAAAUGUGUCUCUACUAAAACCAGCUGAGUGGAAAGAAUACAGAGCGAUCACCAACAGCAUACCAUCCUUACAACUAUCUAUUGAUACAGAAUCGAAAACUCAAACCUGGUUCUGCCGUUUCAUCACUUGUUUUAAAUGCUGUAAAUAGGUAGUUAGAGUUAAAUAAAAGAACAUAAUUUACAUUAGCGAAUUUAUUAAAU
Molecule: messenger RNA, 1884 nt
Organism: Chilo suppressalis (striped riceborer)
Lineage: Eukaryota; Metazoa; Arthropoda; Insecta; Lepidoptera; Crambidae
Source: the annotation of a GenBank genome assembly